Messenger RNA from Sipha flava (yellow sugarcane aphid), 879 nucleotides. RefSeq lists its product as uncharacterized. The transcript has 4 exons. The record is from RefSeq and is a predicted model, not a curated record. The coding region runs from base 1 to 879 and encodes 292 amino acids. NCBI's taxonomy places the organism in Eukaryota, Metazoa, Arthropoda, Insecta, Hemiptera, Aphididae.
AUGGAAUCAGGAAAUAAUGCGGACAAUUGUCGGUGUCACAACAAUCCACAAAAAUGUGAACCCGAACCGCCUAAAGUUGAGAAGUGUUGUCCUUGUCCUUGCCCAGUAGAUAAAUGUAAAUUGACUCUGCAAACCGUCAAAAAGUUGGUCGAGGCUGAAAAUAAGGACAUUGAACUUUCCGAACUUCUAAACGGUAUUACAAUAUUGGACGAACGCAGACCUAAGAAGAAAAUAAUCAAUAUGUACGACGCCACGUCCAAAAACUCUAGGGAAGAAAACGAAAAUUAUGUAGAUCCACAGUACUUAGCGUACAUCAUGAGAUCGAUCGAAAACGGGUUGAGUAUGAAGACCGACCCGAUCGAGGUAUACGAACACUUGUUCUCCAAAGGUAACCUCGAGGCACCACUCGUAGCACUCGGUCCUGUCGCGUCCAUGUCCAAUGAGAAUUUGGUCAUCCCUAUUUCGCCUCCGACCAUUGUCAACGUAAAGGAUCCGGAAAUGGAGAAAGGCGCGCGUUUGGAGAGCAUUAAUCCCAAGCUGAACGUGAUCACGGUGGAAGCAUCAGACAUGGAAUUUACGGACGAUCUGCGUGUGCUGUUGGGUGGAGGUUCGUUGGACCCACAGUCGACCCUGCCUGAUGAAGCCGAUGCGCUUAAGCGCAACAUGAUGUUGGAAACCCGAGCACCUGUUGAGUCGGCGGCCGUGCUCAGAGGAUCCACACCUCCCAUUUGGUUUCCGGGCUAUAACGUGGCGUUGCCGAACACCGCUCACCCAACCGUGAUGAAAGACCCGGAAGUCGUUUUGGACGAAGCAUGGUUCCAGAGUCAACCACUGUCACUGAAACUGGAAGAGAAAGGCGCCAAACUUAUCGGAUCUUAA